Thamnophis sirtalis is the source of this 1934-nucleotide messenger RNA. Lineage: Eukaryota; Metazoa; Chordata; Lepidosauria; Squamata; Natricidae. The record is from RefSeq and is a predicted model, not a curated record.
CUGUUGCAAUCCCCAAGCCCGAGCUGAUCUGUCGUCUGGAACGGGGAGAAGAGCCAUGGAUCCCUGCCCAAGCAGCUUCAGAAGAGAAAAAAAUCCCCCUUAACCUUUAUGAAGGAAACAACUUUGCUUUGACUUCUACCACUAUGCCAGCAAGCGGGGUGAUCAUGAGGGAGAUCAAGGAAGAGAUCACAGAACCUGAAAUCUUGGAUCCAGAAGAUCCCCCGUGGGCUUUGCUGAGGGCACCCCCAGAGAACCCUUCCUUAGCUUCAGAAGCCCGGUGUGGCCUGCAGAGACAGUGGGAGCUGCAAGCCGGGCACAUCUGGCGGGAACCCUCCAGGCACAUAAGGGCAGCCAAUUCCAAGCACUCCAUGUUUCACGUGGGCCGGAAAAAGCUCAUGUGCCCGGAAUGCGACCGGUGGUUUCACUGCAAAUCAGAAUUCUUGCUGCACUGGCGGACCCACACGGGGGAGAAGCCUUACGAGUGCCUGGCUUGCGGCAAGCGCUUCAUCCAGAGCUCCCACCUAAGUGCCCACCGGCGCAUCCACACGGGCGAGAAGCCCUACGAGUGCCCCCGGUGUGGGCGGAGCUUCAACCGGCGCUCCACCCUGACGGAGCACUUGAGGAUCCACACCGGGGAAAAGCCAUACAAGUGCCUCCAGUGUGGGGAGAGCUUCCGCUGGAGGCCCUACCUGACCAAGCACCAGAGGGUCCACCUGGGCAAUGCGGUCUACAGAGGCCUCAACAACAGAGAAGCCAUCUUUGAUGUCUCAGCCCAUCCUGAGCCUCUGGGAAGACUAACAGGCAAGUCUGGUUAUUCCUGUCGAAAGUGUGGGAAAUGCUUCGUUCAGAAAUCGGAUCUUGCUGUACAUCGACUAGUUCACAAGGGAGAGAAAACUUUUAAAUGCCUGGAAUGUUCAAAAUAUUUUGUUCAUCGCUCAGAGCUCGUGAAACACCAGCGCGUCCAUACAGGAGAGAGGCCCUUUAAAUGCUUCGAGUGUGGAAAGUGUUUUUCACGGCAGUCUGUCCUUUCCAACCAUCACCGGAUCCACACAGGAGAAAAACCUUAUGAGUGCCUGGAGUGUGUGAAACGCUUUACUCAGAGAUCACAACUCAUCCGACACCGAAGAGUCCACACGGGGGAGAAACCUUAUAAAUGUCUGGAGUGCGGGAAGUGUUUUGCCCGCCACUCGGUUCUCAUCAAUCACCAGAGAGUCCACACCGGAGAAAAACCGUACAAAUGCUUGCAUUGUACCAAAUGUUUUGCCCGUCAGUCUGUCCUGGUGAGCCAUCAAAGAGUCCACACUGGAGAGAAACCCUACAUGUGCCAGGAGUGCGGCAAGCGCUUCGCUCAUCAGUCGAAUCUUGUCAACCACCAGAGAAUUCACACGGGGGAGAAACCUUACAGAUGCUUGAACUGUGGGAAAAGUUUUGCCCAACAAUCUGAUCUCGUGAAACACAGGAGAAUCCACACAGGGGAGAGACCUUACCAAUGCCCACAGUGUGGAAAAUCUUUUAUGCUCCAUUCAGAUGUUGUCAAUCACCAGAGGGUCCACACGGGGGAGAAGCCUUACAAAUGCCCAACAUGUGGGAAGUGUUUCUCUCAACGCUCGGCUCUCGUGGGUCACCAACGAAUCCACACGGGGGAGAAACCGUACACGUGCCUGGCGUGUAAGAAAUGUUUUGCUCAGCUAUCCAGUCUUGUGAAACACCAGAGGAUCCACACAGGAGAGAAACCCUACAAAUGCUUAGUGUGUGGGAAAUAUUUUAGGCGGCGUUACCAUCUCAAGGUCCACCACCGAGUGCAUUCGAGGAGUUAGGCCCGGUGACGACCUUAAAGGAGACGAUGGCUUUGAAGGCCAAGAAAAUUAUUCAAUAUAGAUUGGCAGACUCAAAUGGAAUACAUUCUGAAUAAUUUACAUUUAGGGUUGUUGUUU